Molecule: messenger RNA, 2766 nt
Organism: Cavenderia fasciculata
Lineage: Eukaryota; Evosea; Eumycetozoa; Acytosteliales; Cavenderiaceae
Exons: 7
Coding region: 1-2766 (921 amino acids)
Biological process (GO): lipid transport; transmembrane transport
Cellular component (GO): intracellular membrane-bounded organelle; membrane
Molecular function (GO): lipid carrier activity; ATP hydrolysis activity; ATP binding
Source: RefSeq, a predicted model, not a curated record
AUGUCGGAAUCACUAUAUGAAACUUCUUCACCUCCAGUGGUAGGAUCUUCAUCUCCUCCUGACAAUAAUAAUAAUGACAAUAAUAAUAAUAAUGGAACGACGACGAGAACAACUAGAAGUGGAACUACAACAGCCAAUCUAAGUUAUGCUCAAGCCGAUGAAAUGGUCAAGAGUAUCGAUGACAUGAAGACAAAAAGAAACUUUCACAACCAGUUUAAUGCACUCUUUAGAAAAUCGGCUACCUAUCAAUGGAGACAAUACAAAACUAAUCUUUGUCAGAUUAUUUUACCUUUAAUCCUUAUAUUAUUAUUAUUUAUUCUUCAACAAAUUGUAACCAAUUUUGUAAAGGAUCAAGAUGGAGCCAAGAUUCCAUCGAUAUUACAUCCAAGAGCAAUGAUGCCACCAUUAUUUGAAACCAAUCAGACAAUUGUCGAAGAGUGUAGGGCAUUUGCACCGGCAGUCUAUGCCAGAUCGCUAAUCUAUAUCGAUCAACUCAACCAAAAUUUGACAGUGGAGCCAAUGAUGCUCCAACUCGAAACAUACGCUGGCACCAACAAGAGUAACGGUGAUACCAUCGUCCCACUUAUUUUUGGUCAAUCAUUCCUUGGAAGAUAUGCAACCUAUUGCUCAGACACUCCUAGUAUUGCUGCACCCAUUACAAUGGAACGAAUGGAAUCAUACGAUAAAUUUACAAACGAAACAUUUGAUAAUUGGAAGACCAUCAUUGUCAAUGGUGGCUAUCGAUUCGCUCAAGUUGACAAUGACAGCCUAGCAGUCUCGCUAUUAUACAAUCGAUCUAUUUCAUUUGGCAAGGAACUAGGUACACUCUACACACUUGCAUCACGAUCAUUCCGUGCCAUCACUGGUGCCAGUCUAACUGAAAUCAUCUUUGAUGGUAUUAAAGAUUUCCCAACUCGUCAAGCUACUUUAGAUUUUGAUCUUGUUAGUUUAUUAGGUCCAAUGUUAUAUAUUUUCAUAUUUCAAUUAAUGAUGCCAGUAGUAUUAAGAUUAAUUCUUUAUGAAAAGGAAAACAAGUUGAGAGAGAUUAUGAAAAUGAUGGGGUUGGAGAUGAAGACGUAUUGGUUGGUCACCUAUAUAUUUGCCUACUCGAUCUAUUUUAUUGCCAUGAUGUUGGUGUGGGCAUUGGGUGCAUUGUUUAGAUUCCGAUACUUUACAGUCAACAGUCCCCUUGUCAUCUUUUUACUCAUAUUCUUUUGGGGUCAUACAUUGGUCAGCUUUGCCUUUUUCCUAUCAACCUUUUUUACAAAAACUGAAACUGGUACCGUAGUUGGUUACAUUUGGGUAUUUGGUACUGGUAUUCUUGCCUCUCGUGUCAUUGAUAAUAUCUUUUCAAGCGACUCAACACCAUCAAGCUCAAUAUUUGUAAUAUCAAUAUUCCCACCAUUUGUACUUUAUAGAGCAUUAUUUAUAUUAAAGAAAUAUGUUUCAUUUGAUGGACCGGGUGUGUCAAUUGCCAAGAUGAAUAAUCCAGGAUACCAAUUUGGUGAUAUCUAUGGAUUUAUGAUUGUUGAAGCUGUUGUAUUCCUCAUUUUGGCAUUGUAUCUGGAAGAGGUGUUACCGUCAGACUAUGGUGUCAAACGUCACCCUCUAUUCUUUUUACAAAAAUCAUUUUGGUUCAAAAAAGGUGCCAAGAGAGUGACACCCAUCACAAUCAAACCACACCUUCAAAGUGAAAGUGAGGAUGUUGCUAUUGAACGUCAACGUGUCAUACAUCACGACCAACUCUUGGCACUUGAGGUAUGCGAUCUUGGAAAGGUUUACCCUGCACAAGGAGGUGCCCCUGAAAAGGUGGCUGUCAAAUCAUUGACACUUGGAGUCGACCAAGGAAUCUGUUUUGGCUUUUUGGGACCCAAUGGCGCCGGCAAGUCAACUACCAUCUCUUGUGUAAGUGGAUUGUUCCCACCAACCACUGGAACAGCACGUGUAUUUGGCAUGGAUAUUCGUGAUGACAUUGAAUCGAUCCAUAUGAUUAUGGGUGUGUGUCCACAAGACAAUGUACUUUGGGAUGAUUUGACAGGCGAAGAACAUCUACUGUUUUAUGGUCGUAUCAAGAAUAUGAAGGGUAAAGAAUUGACAGACGCGGUCUACAAUGGACUCAAACAAGUCAACUUGCACGAAGAAACCGAGAAAAAGAGUGUUGAAUAUUCUGGUGGUAUGCGUAGACGUCUAUCUGUUGCCAUAUCUAUGAUGGGUAAUCCAAAGAUUGUUUUACUUGAUGAACCUAGUACUGGAUUGGACCCAUCCUCAAGAAAGAAAUUGUGGGAUGUUGUAAAUGGAUACAAACGUAAUUGUGCUAUGCUAUUAACCACUCAUGCCUUGGAAGAGGCUCAAGAACUGUGUGACCGUUUAGGUAUUUUUGUUGGUGGUGAGCUCAAGUGCAUUGGAUCUAGUUCUGAAUUGAUCUCCCGUUUUGGUAAGGGUUACAAGGUAUCGUUGACUAUCCAAGGUGGUCGUGAAGAAGACACUCAAAAGUUUGUUCGUGAAUUAUUGCCAAGUGCCACACUCCUCAAUUCACUUGCCGGAACCUACAAUUAUGAAGUGCCAAGUAAUUCAAUUGACCUUGCCUCUCUCUUUAGACAAUUUGAAGAUAACCGUGAAAGACUUGGAAUUACAGAUUGGGGUGUUGCCAAUAGUACCCUUGAAGAAGUUUUUGUUAAAGUUACAAUGGGUGUCCAAAAUGAAAGAGGUGAAUAUGUUAUUGAUGAAAAGUCAAUGAAUAUUUCUCAUAUUACAAAUGCCUAUUAA